This is a messenger RNA of Pelmatolapia mariae (spotted tilapia), 687 nucleotides long. RefSeq names its product hairy-related 3 (gene hes3). Gene Ontology annotation, cellular component: nucleus. The coding region runs from base 1 to 687 and encodes 228 amino acids. The transcript is spliced from 4 exons. The record is from RefSeq and is a predicted model, not a curated record. Gene Ontology annotation, molecular function: DNA-binding transcription factor activity, RNA polymerase II-specific; protein dimerization activity; RNA polymerase II cis-regulatory region sequence-specific DNA binding. Gene Ontology annotation, biological process: anterior/posterior pattern specification; regulation of transcription by RNA polymerase II; regulation of neurogenesis. Lineage: Eukaryota; Metazoa; Chordata; Actinopteri; Cichliformes; Cichlidae.
AUGGUGGCGACGACAGACUGCAUCGAGAAAGUCAAACCCACUGCUGGAAACAAGGUGUCCAAACCACUCAUGGAAAAAAAGCGAAGAGCGCGCAUAAACCAGUGUCUGGACCAGUUAAAAUGUCUCCUGGAGAGCUACUACAGCAGCAGUAUUCGAAAGCGCAAACUGGAAAAGGCUGACAUCUUGGAGCUCACCGUGAAACAUCUCAAGAACCUCCAGAAAAUUCAAAUUUGCGCAGCGUCUGCUUUCGACGUUUCCGACUACCAAAGUGGCUUCCGCAGAUGUCUAACCAAUGUCAACCAGUACUUGCUGAUGGCAGAUAAUCUAAACGCGAGCGACCGCUGGAUGUUAUCGCAGCUUUCCAAUAAACUCUCUCGCUCUCGGAGAAGAGCGGAAAUCUUCAGCACCAUGGACAGCGGUCUGGAGCAAACUGACACUCAGAGUGGGGCGCAGAAACUUUCUCCAUCCGCAUCCGGAACCGAGGAGAGAAAAACGACCAGAACGAAAACUUUGAAAGUCCACGGUGCAAGCACGUCUCCUUUUCCUCCAGCAGAAGAAGCAUUCCGCUCCACUGAAGCCAAACAGGCUGUUCUUUUUACGGCUCCUACACAAAAUAGUACUAAAAAAGGCUCCAGCGACAUAAAUGAAGGCGCGAACGUUCAGCAAAGCCUGUGGCGACCUUGGUAG